GAGGUCAUGUCGAAGAGGCUUUUAUCAAAAACGGAAAAGGAAACGCCGUUUGUUUAGUCCCAAACCGUACGUUAGUUCAUUGGUGCUAAAAAGAAAGCAUGAAAGUUUCAGCUUGAGUUUGGGGAAACUCCGGCACCAGUAGCCAAUUCGCACAUCAUGCUCGAAGGAGAGGCCAAGAAAAAAGAAACCAACUCUGAUGAGGCCGAUACCAAGGAAGAAUCAGUGAAGAGAGGAAUGGGGGAAUUAAUUUCAAAAGGUCUGGCAUUAGGGUCCCAGAACAGAAGUGUGGAGGAACCUUCGCCUGUAGCCACUAGUGUACUACCCAACUCAUUGCCCUGUAAUGCUGAGGAAAAAGAGAGAGAAAAAGGCUCCUGUGAAGCAGAUGUAGAUAAACUCCCUCAGCAAUUAAACUCUGAUUUUACCCCAGUCAACAAAGCUGAUAUGGAUGCACAGAAAUAUUCAGAAGACCGUGAGACAAAUUCUCAUGGUCUUUCCAGCACCACAGAUAAUGAACCAAAAUCACUGCUGCUUAAUGAAGAAUUAAAUAUGCCACAAAUCGACACUCAGAUGUCUAUUACAACUGAUGAAAUCUCAAGUAGUCAGUCUGAAAGAGAGUCUGACGGGAAUCACUCAACUGUCCAAACAUCUGAGGAAGCUGUUUGUGAUACAUCCUGCCCAAAUAAAAGUAAUCGCCAAUGCGAAGCAUAUUCUGACAAAAAAAUCCAUGAGGACACUGUAGAUGUGAAAGUUUCUGACACUGAAAAUCAAGGACAAAAAAAUGUAACACUGGAUGAUGCCUCUGUAGAUGAUUUACCUGAGAAAACACAGGAGGUAAAUUCAGAGAAUAAUAACCAAAUACCUUCGACCGAAGAGAAUGCUGAGGCAAGCAGCAUGGAAAUCACAGAAAGCAAACAUGGUUAUCCUUCCUUUUCUCGCGGACGGCCACGCAAAGAAAAACGGAUAAUCAAAUGUGAACAUUGCGGACGCCCUUUUAAUCAUGCCUCUGCAUAUAUCAUUCAUCUGCGUGUCCACACAGGAGAGAAGCCCUUCACCUGCCAGGACUGUGGCAAAGCCUUCGCUCAACUCUCAAACCUUCGAUCCCACAGCAAAGUCCAUAAAUCCAAAAGUAGGAAACACAAACUCCAAGAUAGAGCCAUACCUGAGAAAAUUGUGGAUGAGAACGAAGUAAUCAUGACUGACAAACUGGAAAGUGCCUGUCUUAGUAAUCAAAUCACCCCUAAAAGGAGGAGGCGGCGAGGAAGAGGGAAAGGGAAACCCCAUACAUGUCCGAUCUGUGGCAAAGUCUUUUGCUACAAGUCUGUCCUCAAUACCCAUCUUCGUAUUCACAGUGGAGAAAAACCAUACUCUUGUAAGGUGUGCGGCAAAUCAUUUACUCAAGCAUGCACUGCACGUGUCCAUGAGAAAGUACAUUGGCCCAUUAGACCUUUCUUAUGUUCAAGAUGUGGUAAGGGAUUUUCUCAGAUUGGGCCAUUAAAAUUGCACACUUGUGAGGGUAAAAAACACCCACAUGCCACCUUGAAAGAAAUGGAAUUUGAAGGUGUUGUCCGCUUCAGGUGUCACCUUUGCAAAAAGUGCUUUGGCACCAGAGAUGAGUAUGAUUUACAUUUGCAAGGACACACCGAUACCCAGCGUUACAGUUGUGACCACUGCAAGCAGACGUUCAGUCUCCUCUCAGAGCUACAUACUCACAAGAAGCAUUGCAUUUCCAUGCGGCUUACAAAAGCAAAGUCUUCUGGUUACAGUUCCCCUCACAGACUACAACCCAGAAACUCCUUGAAAAGAAGAACUCCUCAAAAAAUGCGGAGUGCAAGUCCAGUAAAAUCUCCUCCAAAUGAUUUUUCCUUUCCGAGGAAGCUCAAAAAAUGCUCCUCUUUACUUGUUUGCCCAGUUCAGGUCAUGGCCACCACUGUUUAUGACCCUCAGAAUAACCUCUAUUCAGUCAGUCAGUCGAUCAAAUCCAGCUAUUUCGUAACACAACUGAACAGUACUCACCAGAAAUCAGAUCCAAGAAAGUACUUCUGCCCACAAUGUGGACGAAUAUUCCAGCACAUAGGAAGGCUGAGAGCCCAUAUGCUCACUCAUUCACGGCGUCAAAGCUUCACGUGUAUUGAUUGCAACAGGAUGUUUAAAAACUGGAACAAAUUUUGGAUUCAUCAGCGGCUGCAUAGACAGAAAAGAGGGCGCUUUUUUUGUCCCAAGUGCGGUCAAGGGUUUCGAUUUGUGGGACUGUACAAUGAACAUCUGCAGAAGCAUCCAGAACUUAAUGCCCACGCAUGUCCCUUCUGUCCUCACACGUUCUCAGAUGCACAGAAGUUGAGGAAUCACCAGCAAGAGUGGCACCGCUCAACUAUGCCCUAUAUUUGUGAUAUUUGUGGAAAAGGUUUUGAAAGUGUGAUUACUCUUAAGCGACAUGGAGUUGUUCACUGCACAAAUGAUCCGAUGGGGACGCAUUGCACCAUUGAUCCGCAGUCCACUGUGCUUCCUUAUGAAUGCGGUACAUGCAGUGCCAGUUUUGAGAACUUGGACUUGCUUUUCCACCAUCAGCUCCGCCACAAGCCUGUGGAUAAAGACUCAAUAGCAAUGAAAGGCCAGCUACUUAUGACUGACGAACGUCGAUCUCACCAUCUCCAGCAUCAACACUAUGAUUACAGCAAUUAUGAUAAUCAGAUGCAAGAGAAGCUCCUCUCAUACCCCGGUUCAAAUGGAGGAGAAAUGCCUGGUCGGUUGUCACAUUUUAGUCCCUCAACCUUACAUCUAUCACAAAAGCCAAAACGAAACACUGAAGCCCCAAGCACCAGCAGAACUAAUUCUCAGAGUAAUGAGCGGCAAAUGGUUGAAAAACACACUAAAGAGAGUUUUUCAGCAAUUGAAGAAUUAAAUGGUUCAAUUAAAUGGUCACCGUCCAUAUUGAAGACAGAAGACAAAACUGGUGACUUAAUUUGCUCUGAAUGUAAUGCUUGUUUCUCCAACCUUAUAGAACUGCAUGGACAUUACUUGGAACAUGCCAGAGGCGAAAUAUAAAUAUUCUGUAAAUGUUCUCUUUUUUCAGUGAGUGUGUGAUGAACAUUUAUGUGGGAACCACUUAGUUCUGAAACUUGUGAGAAUGUUAAGUGUGUAUGAAUAUUUGUUUAUCAUGUGAUAUCAACAUUACUAAUGUGCUGACACCCAAUUUUGUUAGUAUAUAUAUAAUUCAACUAGACAUUUCCUGUUAUGAACAGUAUUGUUUUAUUUAGUGAUCCUAUUGAGUUAGAUAUCUGCUAGUGUUGGUGCUGUAAUUGAAAUUUUCUUGGAAGAUGUUGCUAUUAAAAGAUUAAACACCUUGUCUGA
Carassius carassius (crucian carp) is the source of this 3348-nucleotide messenger RNA. RefSeq names its product zinc finger protein 93-like. The coding region runs from base 157 to 3042 and encodes 961 amino acids. The transcript is spliced from 2 exons. Gene Ontology annotation, molecular function: DNA-binding transcription factor activity, RNA polymerase II-specific; RNA polymerase II cis-regulatory region sequence-specific DNA binding. Lineage: Eukaryota; Metazoa; Chordata; Actinopteri; Cypriniformes; Cyprinidae. Gene Ontology annotation, biological process: regulation of transcription by RNA polymerase II. The record is from RefSeq and is a predicted model, not a curated record.